AUGGUGUUACCUCUCUACAGCCUGAACACCCUCAGAUUGGGCUAUUCAAUAGUUUCUUGUACAUUUGUUUCCACAGCUAAAAGAUUUCUUGUUGGAGACCUAAAACCCUCACACAUUUCUCUUCAAAAUCAUCUACUUCACAGAUCCAUCACCUCAAAAAUCUCAGCGGAACGACACGAUUUCACGGUCGCUUACCUCAUAAACUCAUGUGGGUUGUCCCCAGAUGGCGCAAUUUCAUCAUCCAAGUGGGUAGAGUUGCAAUCCUCACAAGGAGCAGACUCUAUCUCAAAGGUUGUCAGGUCACGCCCUGCUAUUCUUGUAGCUGAUCCUGAGAAAACCCUUUUGCCCAAGCUUGAGUUUUUCAGCUCUGUUGUAGUUUCAAGGGAAGACCUUGCUAGAAUUAUAUGUGUUAAUCCCCAACUUUUGUCAAGAAGCUUGGAGAAUCAUAUUAUACCCGCUUAUAAUUUUCUCAGGAGUCUGAUUUCCGAGGAAAAUGUAGUUGCUGUUUUGAAGCGCAGCUCAUGGAUUUUCCUGGAAAAUCGCAGAAAGAAUGUGGUCCCCAAUAUUGAGCUUUUGAGGGAAUUGGGUAUGCCCCAAUCAUGCAUUGCUCUGUUGCUAGCUCACAACACUAAGGUCUUGAUACACAAGCAUGAAAAGUUUGCUGCAGCUGUGGAAGAGGUUAAGGCAAUGGGAUUUGAUAUGAAGAAAUCAACUUUUGUGAUGGCACUAAGAGCAUUGUGUGGAGAGAGCAGUAAGUCCAUAUGGAAUCGAAGCCGUGAAAUUUACAAGCGGAGUUGGGGUUGGUCUGAUGAUGAUGUGAUUUCUGCUUUCAGGAGGAAUCCACAGUGCAUGAUUCUGUCUGAGGAUAAAAUAAUGCAGGGAAUGAAUUUUUUGGUGAACAAGAUGGGAUGGCCUUCAAGAGUGAUUGCCACAUAUCCUGUGAUUUUGUGUUUCAGUUUGGAGAAGAGAAUUAUUCCAAGGUGUUCAGUUGUUAAAGUUUUGCUGUUGAAGGGGUUGAUAGAUGAAGACUUAAGUUUGGCUUAUGUGGUGUUGCCUCCAGAGCAGCCCUUCUUGGAGAGGUUUGUGAUCAGAUAUAUCAACCGAUUACCUCAAUUGUGGGAUGUGUAUCAUGGAAAAUUGGAUGUCAAGGAUGUGUGA
Prunus armeniaca (apricot) is the source of this 1158-nucleotide messenger RNA. The record is from the annotation of a GenBank genome assembly. Lineage: Eukaryota; Viridiplantae; Streptophyta; Magnoliopsida; Rosales; Rosaceae.